Molecule: messenger RNA, 2881 nt
Organism: Eublepharis macularius
Lineage: Eukaryota; Metazoa; Chordata; Lepidosauria; Squamata; Eublepharidae
Gene: TC2N
Product: tandem C2 domains, nuclear
Exons: 13
Coding region: 852-2327 (491 amino acids)
Cellular component (GO): nucleus
Source: RefSeq, a predicted model, not a curated record
GCUGCAAGGAAUAGGUGAGACAGAAAACUCGAGAGCGCAGGAGAGUCCAUGGAAGGCGGGAAAAUCCAGACAAAAGCACAACCAGCACUUAGGAGAAACCGAGGCUACCUGUAAGCAGGAAAGGCGGCAAGGAAGGCCCGGGGGGUGGGGGGCACUCUCGCGUACAAGAACAAGAGUGUAAAGUUCGAGAACCGGCCGCUUUUUUAAACGUUAGACUGAGGACGCAAACUUUUGUUACUCCAGAAAGCGGCCACUGAGACCCUUACUUAAGCGGAAUCCUCGUUGGCUAAAGUGAGCUUUACUCCUGAGUAAACGUGCGUAAGCUCACGUUGUGAAGGAAGAGGCUAGUCAGCCCCACUCUAGCCAAGACAGGCGGGAGGAGGAAGCGGCGGCUCUCCUGUGAGGCUGCAGGUGCGUCGAAUUCCCUGCAGGCGCGAGGCGGGGCAGUUCCCGCGGGGCGCGCAAAGCUUCGACUGAGCGGCGGAGUAAUGCGCGCGCCCUGGGGCGGAGCCGGGAGCGUCUGCCUAGAGGGCUGGGACUUGGCUUUGGGGCGCUCGUCUGCGGCAGGACCGUCCCGGGAAAAGCACCAGAUGGAAGAUGAAGGGAAGCGGCCAAGGAUGGCUCCUUGCUGAGGUGCUACUGGUCUCUUGCUCUUUUCUACUGCUGCAGACAGACUAACAUGGCUACCCAUCUCAAUCUAUCUCUACUAGGAUUACGGUUAGAAACUGCAUAUAGCAAUCCUCUCUGACUUGUCCAGAGUGUAAUACUAAAUCUUUGUAAAACAGCUAAGGCCUGAUUUCAACCUUUUGGUUCCUUGGCUGUAUGCAUUCUGACUUGCAUUAGCAACGGUAAUGGCAACAGAAUGCAUCAAGAGCUGCUGCAGAGGGUGUUUGUACAUUGAGAAAGAAAAGCAUGACCCCUCUCUGGAGAAGGAAUCUGAAGUUGCAGCCAAAUACAGAUCAGAUGUUGUAGAGAAGCCUCCUUUGUCAUCUGUGUCAGUGAAACGGCAAGUCGGCUGUUCAGAGGAUUAUCUUCUUUCCAAACUCCCCUCAGGAGGCAAGGAAGUGCCUUUUGUGGUUCCACAGUUCAAACUUGCCUACAUUCAGCCCAGGAACCUUGGUAGUUCUCACCUUACAGGAAUUCAAGGUUCUGCUGUAACAUCUUUUGGUGACCGGAAAGCAGAACUUUCCAGUGCGUACCAGCAAGGACCUCUCAUUGAUGUGGUAUAUAACCCAUUCUACAUGCAGAAGCAUCCACCUCCUUCCCCAGAUCUGAUUAGGUGCCACCCGGAACUUUCAGACAAUAGAAAACUAUAUGGGUCAGUUUGUGACUUAAGGAGUAGCACGUUGCCUAGCUCAUCCACUUUAAGCCACUCUAUGUUUGAUCUUACAAGCCCACCCCACCGAUUCAUCCAGAGAUAUGAUUCAGUGUCCAGUGUUCCGAGCAGCACUUCAUCGAGGAAAGAUUCGCAAGGUAGUAACAGGAGUCUAGAUACCAUUACAUUAUCAAGUGAUGAACGAGAAUUUGGCAGGCUGAACGUGAAGCUGUGCUAUGUUCCUUCUGUGGAACAGAUCUGGAUCACGGUCUUGCAAUGUAAAGAUCUGAGCUGGUCAUCUAGCUGUGGAGAAAACCCCCAUAUUUCAGUCAAGGGGAUCCUUACAUUGUCUAAACCAGUGCAAUUCAAGUGUAUGGCCAAAGAAGCUGCCAGCGACAUUGAAUUCAUGGAAACUUUUGUCUUUGCUAUCAAACUGCAACUCCUACAGACUGCAAGACUAGUGUUCAAAGUACAAGCUCUGACCCCCAGAAAGAAAACCAUAGGAGAGUGUGCCCUGCCACUGCGAGAACUCAGCUCACAAGAAACUGACUAUUGGUUGAUAAUAGCACCUCCAUCGAAAGCUUCAGUGUGUUCUGCAGAACUGAAAAUAGGCACCUGUUUUCAACCUGUAAAUAGCCGGAUCCAGUUGCAAAUUCUUGAAGCCCAGAAUCUCCCAAGCUCAUCCACACCGUUAUCUUCAAAUUUUUUUGUGAAGGCUGCAAUGUUUAGCACUGAAGGGCUAGUUGACAAAAAGAAGACCCGCCUACUGAAGUCUACCAAUAGUCAAGUAAAAUGGGGUGAAACGAUGAUUUUUCCAGUGAGCCAGAACGAACACGGGAUUAACGUUCUCAUCAAACUAUACAGCAGGAGCUCAGUGAGAAGAAAACACUUCCUGGGACAGGUCUGCCUAAGCAGUGACAGCACCAGCAGUGAAGCUGUGGAUCAGUGGAGAGACACAAUUGCUAACCCGGAAAAGAUUGUCAUUAAAUGGCAUAAUGUCUGUCCAGUAUGAUGCUUGUUGGGCAGUAUUUCUCUUCGUAAUGAUACGGACUGGGCCCAUGGAGACUGCUGCACCUUCUUGAGAAAUGAACGAGAACUAAACAGGAGAACAAGGACAACGGACAACUGCAUAAACUUUGUAGAAUGCCAUUUCUGACAAAAUAAGGGAAGAAAGUAACACUGGCAAGAAAUAUAAAUAAGACAAAGGGUGGGGGGAAUUCCAGCCUUGCCUGCUUCAAUGAAAAGCAGACUAAAUACUGUGGUUUUAUUUUUGGAAAGGAUUUACAUAUAGAACUUUGUAUAUUUAUGCUCAUUGUAGAAAAACUAAAUUAAUGUUCUCUGAAAACUGCACAAAAAUGAUGCAAAAGGGCUUUCAAUGAAGAUUUUCUUUUUUGUCAGUUGAAAGCCCUAUCAUAACUACUGCCUUGUUCCUAAAAUUGUUUCAUAGAUGCCUUAAAAGAUUUCAGUUCAUGAUGAACGAGACAGGUCAGGCAGGCUGAAGAGGGGGAGUUGGUAUCUGUUUAGACCAUCUCAGUUCAAAUAAAGUUUUUUUAAAAAAUAAUUUUG